CACGUGCCGUGUGCAAAGCCCGGGCUAUGACUAGGACGUUCCCGACGCGAGCACAGUCAUUCGAAUCCAGUAUUAGUGCGGUGUAGAGUGCUCGGUGUUUUGUAAUCCACUUACUCGAAUUGUUCUCUCUCUCUCCCUGUCUCUGUCUCUUUUUCUCUCAGUCUUUUUUCCCUUUUUCGCGCAACUACGAUCGAUUAGUGUGUAAAAAUGCCUUUCAAGCCGGUGGAACAUCCAAAAUGCCCGAAAUGUGGCAAGUCCGUUUAUGCUGCGGAAGAGAGGGUUGCCGGUGGAUUGAAAUGGCACAAAAUGUGCUUCAAGUGCGGUCUUUGCGGUAAACUGCUCGACUCGACAAACUGCUCCGAGCACGAGGGCGAGCUGUACUGCAAAGUCUGCCACGGCCGCAAGUUUGGCCCUAAGGGCUACGGCUUCGGCGGCGGAGCUGGCUGCCUCUCCAUGGACCAGGGCGAGCAUCUUCAAGCGAAGGACGAAGAAUUCUCACGGGGAUCGAACGCCAUCUUAGAGCCACGGGCUAUCGCGAAGGCGCCUGAGGGAGAGGGAUGUCCUCGUUGCGGAGGAUACGUUUAUGCCGCGGAGCAGAUGUUAGCUCGUGGAAGGGCUUACCAUAAAGUGUGCUUCAAGUGCAAACUGUGUCGCCGGACUCUGGACUCUACGCUUCAUUGCGACGGUCCCGAUCGCGAGAUAUACUGUCGAGCUUGCUAUCCGAAGAAAUUCGGUCCGCGGGGUAUCGGCCACGCUGGGGUUAUGUGGAUCGGGCUGCAGUGCGAUAUUGAGGAUGAGGGCGAUGCAGCUCCACGCACCACCGUGAUCGACACUGCCAUAAUCAAGGCUCCGCCAGGCAAGGGUUGCCCGCGCUGCGGCGGCGUUGUCUUCGCCGCCGAGCAGGUGCUCGCCAAGGGCCGCGAGUGGCACCGGAAGUGCUACAAGUGCCGUGACUGCACCAAGACCCUGGACUCCAUCAUCGCCUGCGACGGUCCGGACCGGGAUGUCUACUGCAAGACCUGCUACGGGAAGAAGUGGGGACCGCACGGAUACGGAUUCGCAUGUGGCUCGGGAUUCCUCCAGACCGAUGGACUCACGGAGGAAGAGAUUUCAGCCAGCCGACCUUUCUACAAUCCCGACACGACCUCGAUUAAAGCGCCAGCCGGACAGGGCUGCCCCCGUUGCGGCGGCAUGGUGUUCGCCGCGGAGCAACAGCUCGCCAAGGGCACCAUGUGGCACAAGAAGUGCUUCAACUGCGCCGAAUGCCAUCGACCUUUGGACUCGAUGCUGGCGUGCGACGGUCCCGAUAAGGAGAUCCACUGCCGCGCCUGCUACGGGAAGCUCUUCGGGCCCAAAGGCUUCGGAUUCGGCCACAGGCCGACUCUCGUCUCGACGAACGGGGAUCACGCUCCUUCCUACAUCGACGCCAAGCCACAGGUUGGUCAGAAGCGAAACGACGGGCACGGUUGCUCGCGCUGCGGCUACCCGGUGUACGCCGCCGAGCAGAUGAUCUCGAAGAACCGCGUGUGGCAUAAACGGUGCUUCAGCUGCGGCGAGUGCCACCGUUCCUUGGACUCGACGAAUCUGAACGACGGCCCGGACGGAGACAUCUACUGCCGUGGCUGCUACAGCCGAAACUUCGGGCCCAAGGGCGUGGGCUUCGGUAUGGGCGCAGGCACCCUCACGAUGGCCUAAUCUCAAGGGCCAACCCCAUCGCUCCAAAAGAACCCUCGCGAUUCAGUCUUAUAUAUCAAUGUAAAUAUAUAAAUAUACAUAUAUAUUUAUGCAGGAUGUCCCGAAACUGUGGUACGAUACCUUCAUGGCGUAUUCUGGAGUUUCAUUGAAGUAAAAAAUUCUGAUACGCGACUGAUAGUCGAAGAGGAUCUUCGCUUGUCGCGUCUUCUCUCGGUUUUUUCACGUCGCACGUUUCCCCCGACGAAGUUUCUAAUUAGGAUUCUGUCUGAGCGCACUCUAUGUGAAAUUGGCUUGAGCAAUCAGCUGAAAGAAUGAGUUGUAAGGUGCAAUUUUGUCACUCACUCGGUCCUCCUCCUCAAGUUCUUUCUCCGGCUUGUACACGUUAGGAUUUCCGACUUUGAUCUGACUUUCAGAAUACGCUAUUGAAGUAUCGCGUGACAGUUGUGGGCUACCCUGUGUAGAGGCGUCUGACUGUAUAUCUGACGACAGACGAACGCGCUGCUCCGGGAAUUUCGAUUUCUCCUUUCUUAGCAUACGACGAUUCGAUGAUGUCGAUGACUUCGCCCCCGUUCUAAUGCGAACUGCGCGCGGCGGGCAGGGAUGACGCGACCGGGAGUCCGGUUGAUCCCACGGAAAUUUGAUCGCGCAGUCGAUCGCGCAGGUCGCCGUCGAUGACACGUCGCGACGCGAGAUCGUGCGACUCGUAUCGAUCGCAUUGCGGAUAAAUUGGUCAUUUGGCCGAUUAACGAUUUAUUUAGCUGUAAUGUAAAAAAAACACCACCCGCUUGGAAGGGUUGUCGCUUCAAUAACGAUACGAGGGCUUUGAGCCCUCUCCGCGUAAAACGAUGAAAGUUUCGACGCUGAACGAACAGCAGGGUGCGCGCGAGGGCUCGAAGAGGGAAACGCAUGUCUGAUCAGUCGAUCGCGGCGAAUCAUCAUCGAGAAUUAUCGCUGACGUGUCGAUUUAUUCCUGCGCUCAACUGGACCCACUCUCGUCCGGUCGUCGUUAGAUGACUCGCGCUAGGUUACCGCGAAAAUUCCACGGAGAACCGUAGCUCGCAAGCGGGCCGAAUCUACCGAGUGUGCUAAGGAUUUCGCUUACAGUCUGUUUGGCGAUCUUCAGGUUCUUCCAGCGAAUUUCGCAGCAGUCUAGACGACCCUCGAUUACCUACGCGCGAACGACUAAUCUGAUGACAAGCAAUUACGAACGUACGAAACUUUUGUUACUUUUCUCCUUCUUCUUCUUCUUCCUUUCGUUUUGUUUUGUUCUUCCUUUUCUUUCGAUCUCGACGAAUUGGAAAUUACGACCGCGGAAUAAUCGUCCCGCGAGAUACCGGAUUUGAAAGAGACGCUGCGAGGAGAAGGCCAAAGAACUAGAUAAGUCUUUCAAUUCAAUCUCCGCCAGCCAGACUUUGGAACAUUUCUCCAUCUUCUAGAUUAAUACGGCCACGUAAAGUAGAAUGCGUCGCAAUUAAUGAUGCUGGCUCGUUAACGUAAAGUUUUCACCAAGCGCGAAUUUUUACAUCUGGUUUUAACUUCGAGACACGGAAGUCUGGGGUUGGCAGCGCGAUGAUUUGAUUAUCUCGCGUCGUCGAUUACACCGCACACUCUCGCGGACGAUACAUAAGCGGAUAAAUACGAGUAAAAAUCUACACAACACCGGGCUACGAUCAGCAGCAACGAUCUAACCGACGACGAAGACGAGAAACUAAUUUAAUUAUGAUUUUCAAUAAAUGUAUGAUUGAA
Molecule: messenger RNA, 3441 nt
Organism: Harpegnathos saltator (Jerdon's jumping ant)
Lineage: Eukaryota; Metazoa; Arthropoda; Insecta; Hymenoptera; Formicidae
Product: muscle LIM protein Mlp84B
Exons: 9
Coding region: 208-1695 (495 amino acids)
Biological process (GO): muscle tissue development; sarcomere organization
Cellular component (GO): nucleus; cytoplasm; Z disc
Molecular function (GO): actinin binding; structural constituent of muscle
Source: RefSeq, a predicted model, not a curated record